CUCCGAUCUCCGCAGUAGAUACACGCUUACACCUUCCUUCCUUCCCCCCCGUUACCCGUUGCGACCGUUGACCUUCAAAUUUAGAGCGAGUCUUGGCCCAGACCAACAGCCAUUAUUACCUCGUAUUAACAGUACGCUGACCGGGUCAUAGCCUCGGGGGUUCCGCAUCUCGCACGGGUCAAGGGGCAUCAACACACCACACCCCUUCCAGGAUCCCGCCGAUUCGUCCACCAGUGCAGCUUUCUUACCAACCCGAAGGCAAGCCCUCUAGCCGCCAUGGAUUUAGCACUGGACCGGCUGGUCGGCGAGGCCUGGAGUGGAUUUCUCGAGACGCCCAAGAACAUGCGGUACUUGAUUGCCAUAGGCGGCAUCCCCGGCUCCGGGAAAACGACCCUCUCCAAGCGGCUCACAGCGGCCCUCAACGCGCGGCACGCCGCUCAGUUUCCGGACCAGCCCCAACCCGUGGCCGCGUUCGUGCCGAUGGACGGCUACCACCUCACGCGCGCCCAGCUGGACGCCAUGCCGGACCCGGCCACGGCGCACGCGCGGCGCGGGGCCGAGUUCACGUUCGACGGCGAGCGCUUCUACGGCUUAGUCCAGCGUCUGCGGGAGCCGCUUACUGAUAAAACGGGAACGGUCUGGGCGCCGUCGUUUGACCACGCCAUCAAGGACCCCAAGGAGGAUGAUAUUGCUGUGGAGAGGACGCAUCGGAUUGUUGUUUUGGAGGGAAAUUACCUACUCCUAAACAAACCCCCUUGGCGCCAGGCCUCCCAACUCGCCUCCCUCAAAAUAUUCGUGUCUGUCUCCCCCGACCUCGCACGCAAAAGGCUAGUCGCAAGACACCUGGCCGCCGGACUGUGUGCCACGCCAGAGGAGGCAGACCGCCGCGCGGUCGAGAACGACCUCCCCAACGGGGAAGAAAUCGUGCGGCUACGGAUCGAAGACGUCGAUGACGUUGUGGAGAGUCGUGAGGAUGGUUCAUGGUCUAGUUGAGUUGAGCGGCUUCAAUAAGCGAGACCUCACGCCGUCUAGUAAGUACAAUCAAGACUUCGAGAGGUCGAGUGAGAAGAAGUUGAGACCGAACCGGUGGGUAAUGGUUAUGGUACAAUGAGGGAAACCAAGGCCUGAUGGACGAGUGAGUCAAUGAAUGAUAUACGAGACACGACUAUAGAUCAUAAAUGGAUUUUACCGUAGUCAGGGGUCUGAUACUCCUGCUUGUACGAGACGACGGGACAGGUGUAGGGCGGAACUUGAUGAAUCUGUUCUGAUCAAGACAGGACACAAAGGUAUCGCAUAUUGACCUACCCCUGGCAGGUACAUGCACUCAUGAACC
Chaetomium strumarium is the source of this 1333-nucleotide messenger RNA. RefSeq names its product P-loop containing nucleoside triphosphate hydrolase protein. The transcript has 4 exons. The coding region runs from base 277 to 993 and encodes 238 amino acids. Gene Ontology annotation, molecular function: kinase activity; ATP binding. Lineage: Eukaryota; Fungi; Ascomycota; Sordariomycetes; Sordariales; Chaetomiaceae. The record is from RefSeq and is a predicted model, not a curated record. Gene Ontology annotation, cellular component: cytoplasm.